This is a messenger RNA of Aspergillus neoniger CBS 115656, 870 nucleotides long. RefSeq lists its product as uncharacterized. Lineage: Eukaryota; Fungi; Ascomycota; Eurotiomycetes; Eurotiales; Aspergillaceae. The transcript has 6 exons. The record is from RefSeq and is a predicted model, not a curated record. Bases 1 to 870 code for a protein of 289 amino acids.
AUGGGGACCUAUGGGCAGACAGUCAGACAAAGAGGAAUAAAGCAGAAGCAGUCUGGGAGCGAGACUAUUAAAAAAGGAGAGGAGAAACUAAAAAAUUUCCCUCGUCGGGGAAGGAUUUAUAUAGUUGGACGCAGACGAGGCGGGCCCAGCGAGUUACCGGGGGAAGAGUCAGGACGGCCCCCCUUCGUGACGGCAGGCAGACUCAUGAUUGCACCAUGGCCACUGCGUGGUUUCCAUUUCCAGGCACCGCGCCAGGGUCACGCUUGGCUGGGGUGGAGCUGCCCAGAAAUUUUCAUCCCCAAUAACUCGUUACUAGUAGUGACUUGGUUGAACCUUCCCUCUUUCUGCAUUCUGCGGUUAUGCGCGCGCUACUCCAUCAUCACCGCUGCUUUCAGCCCUGCAAAUUUUCACCCCGUUAGGGCGGCACCCAAAACGUGCAACAUUUACAGCCAAUCAUUGCUCACCCGCCCCUCUUUAAACCAAAUUUCUGUGCGAUCAUCUGACAUGCACGGCGCCAAUCCAAGGCGUGGCGAAACGGCUGGCUCUGGUGGUUUCCUGGGGGUAAUGGAAAUUGCUGAGUCGGUCACGCGUCAUCGGCCAACACAUUGCGUGCGGCCUGUUCUGAUUCUAUUUGGGUCGAUCCUGGUGAAUGAGGGGGAAGACUCUCGCAAUUUCGCCAUCAAUAAUAGCAAUAAUUCGGUGUAUCCAAGGGGCUAUGGUAUGCUUGGGCCCGGGGCUGAGUUGAUGCUGCUUCCUUGGUCUUGGAUGUACAAAUUCGUUGUCCACUUGCACCAUCCCUUCUACUAUCCCGUAAUGCCCAAUAUUCAAGGCAAGCCCUCGUGGCUUCACCGUCAGCCGGUCAACCGGUAA